Geodia barretti is the source of this 741-nucleotide messenger RNA. The record is from the annotation of a GenBank genome assembly. NCBI's taxonomy places the organism in Eukaryota, Metazoa, Porifera, Demospongiae, Tetractinellida, Geodiidae.
AUGGCAAGUUUUUGGGAAAAGAUUACGGUGGACGGACAGCAAAUGGAUAUGUACGCGGCGGUGCCCUCCAGCAGCGCCGGCUUUUCCGCUCCCUAUCCUGCAGUGGUGGUGGCGCAGCACGCCACCGGCGUGGACGCGUUCAUACAGGACAUCUGCGACCGGUUGGCGGCGGACGGUUACGCCGCGGUAGCGCCCAGCCUGUACCACCGGCACAACGAAGAAGCCAUCGCGGCGUCGGCCGCCGGGGGGCCGAGACCCAGCCCGGCGACGCUGCUCAGCGACCCGGACAUCGUUGCCGAUAUGAGCGCCGCCGUGGACUGGUUGCUGGGCCAUGACGCGAUACAGAGCGACCGUAUCGGGGUAACCGGGUUCUGCAUGGGCGGACGCGUCGCGUGGUUGGCGGCUGCUACCAACCCUAAUUUCAGAGCCGUGGUCCCGUAUUAUGGCGGCAACCUGAUGACCACCUGGGGCAGUGGUGAAACACCGCCCUUUGAUUCGGCAAACAGCAUCGACUGCCCCAUGCUGUUCCACUUUGGAGAGAUCGACGCCAACCCGUCGCAGGACGACAUGCGGAAGAUCGACGCCGAGCUGGACCGCCUGGGAAAGGCGCAUCAGUUCUUCACGUACGCGGGCGCCGACCACGCAUUCAUGAACCCGUCCGGCGGCAGAUACCACGAAGACGCGGCGGUUGCGUCCUGGCCCCGCACGCUGGAAUUUUUCCGGCAGCACCUGAAGGGUUAG